Trematomus bernacchii (emerald rockcod) is the source of this 2434-nucleotide messenger RNA. RefSeq names its product desmoglein-2-like. The transcript has 13 exons. Gene Ontology annotation, molecular function: calcium ion binding. Gene Ontology annotation, cellular component: desmosome; plasma membrane. Lineage: Eukaryota; Metazoa; Chordata; Actinopteri; Perciformes; Nototheniidae. The coding region runs from base 26 to 2434 and encodes 802 amino acids. Gene Ontology annotation, biological process: homophilic cell-cell adhesion. The record is from RefSeq and is a predicted model, not a curated record.
CUGUCGGCUCAACUUGGCUGCAGUCAUGGCUCGCCUCUCCUUCUCAGAAGUGGGCCUGCUGCUCCUGUUAGUGCUGGCUUUGGUGCUCAGUGCCGAGUCAGGACGGAGAAGGAAAAAGACCCUGAGGAGGAAGAAGAGGGAGUGGAUCAUUCCUCCUACCAAGCUCAUGGAAAACACUGACUACCGACACAAGAAAUUCAUUGCCAAGAUACGCUCUGAUAAAAACUUAGGUGAGUCGGUGGAUUAUUUUCUCACUGGACAAGGAGCUGACAAGGAACCCAUCAAUCUCUUUGUAGUGGACCGAAAUACUGGGUUUGUACGCAUCACUGAAUUACUGGACCGGGAGAAACACCAAUUCUACAAUGUAAGUCUUUCUUUAAAGUUCUACUACUAUGACUUCUACAAACUGGUCAUAGAGGGGACUGAUAUGGGAGGGGGAUCCAGCGGCCUAGUAGGGACAGGAACAGUGGAGGUCAAAGUCCUGGACAUCAAUGACAACAUCCCCACCCUGGAAAAAUCUGAGUACGAUGGGGAAGUGGAGGAAAAUGUUGCCGAUGUAGUUGUGAUGAGAAUCAAAGCUCUGGAUAAAGACCUUCAACACUCAGACAACUGGCUGACUGUCUUCGAAAUCGCCAAAGGAAAUGAGGAUAACAUAUUUUCAAUUGAGACGGACAAGGAAACCAAUGAGGGCGUCUUGAAGCUGAUUAAGGCUGUGGAUUUUGAAGAUGUCCAGAAUCUUAAGCUUGGCCUGAUCAUUACGAAUGUAGCUCCUUUUGUGAGGGGUGGUGCUAUAUUAAUGGAUGUGGAGGUCAAGAUUGGAGAGGGUAAUCCUAUGGCUGCUGGAGCGGGUGCUGGAGGUGGAGGUGGAGGUGGAGGUGGAGGUGGAGGCGGCGGCGGCGGAGGCGGCGGAGGCGGCGGCGGCGGCGGUGGAGGUGGAGGUGGAGGCGGAGGCGGAGGCGGAGGCGAAGGCGAAGGCGAAGGCGAAGGCGAAGGCGAAGGCGACGGCGAAGGCGACGGCGAAGGCGACGGCGAAGGCGACGGCGAAGGCGAAGGUGUAGGUGGAGGUGGAGGUGUUGGGGUUGGGGUUGGGGUUGGGGUUGGGGUUGGGGUUGGGGUUGGAGUGGGUGUCGGUAUUAAGCCAGGUGUCAAACCAGGAACAAAGCCUGAGCCAAAGAGCUAUCCCAUUAAGAUAGCAGUGAAAAACAUUCCAGAGGAUCCAGCAUUCAUUCCAACCACCAAGAAUGUUCCUGUAUCAGAAGAUCCAAAUGAAGCACCUGAAGAUGGAGUGAUCACAGUGUUUGCUGCUGUCGAUCCAGACACAGGGCUACCAGCUGAAGAUGUCAAUUAUGCCAAAGCCUUUGAUCCAGAAAACUGGUUUACCAUCGAUGAAAAAACAGCUGAGAUUAAACUCAACAAGGUACCAGACAGAGAGUCACCUUUUGUGGUGAAUGGUACCUACAUUGCCAAGAUCCUGGUGAUCACAGAUGACAGGCCAUCAAAGACCGCCACAGGAACAAUAGCCAUUCAAGUCCUUGACUCCAACGACCACUGUCCCACUCUGACCACCACCCACAGCACCCAGUGCACUGAUGAAACAACUGUCUAUGUUACUGCAUUUGAUGAGGAUGUUGAUCCCAACGGAGCUCCAUUCACAUUCAGAGUCAUACCUGAUGGGACACGAGGGAGCUGGGACGUAGAAGUCGUCAAUAAGACGAGUGCCGCGCUUCACUCUCAUGAUCCACUCUGGCCUGGCUUAUAUGAGGUUCAGGUGGAGGUGUUGGAUGCUCAAGGUCUUUCUUGCCCAUCCAAUGAAAUUUUUACCGUGGACGUUUGUACCUGUGUGGAGACAAAAGACUGCAAGAUAAAGGCAGCCAAAUUAGAAACUACUUCAACCGAGCUCUCUGCCCCAGCUAUCAGCCUCCUGCUAUCGGCAAUGUGCUUAUUGCUGUUUAUUCCUCUUCUCAUGCUGUUCUGUCAGUGUGGAGCAGAACUUUUUCCUGACAGUUUUCUUGACAUGCCAUGGGAGACCAAAGAACAACUCAUAUCUUACCACACUGAAGGCAGAGGCGAGGAUAAGGAAAUGCCACUCCAUAGUAUAACUGUAUCAUUGGGUCCCCAAAAGACAUUUGGGACAGCACAAGGAUCAAAUUCCAAAGGCACUAUUACAAAUACUAUAAAAAUAACCAGACAACUACAAUCCAUGAUGAAUUUUUGGAAGCCUUACCUGACGCUUUUCCUGAAUGAUUACUACUCACAGAAAGCGAUGUGUGCUUUGCCUGCGAAGGACUGUUCUUUGGAGUAUCAUUUUGAGGGCCAGGGAUCCUCUGCUGGAUCUGUGGGCAGCUUCAGCCUCCUGGAAACUAACAACGACCUGCAAUUCCUUGAUGACCUUGGGCCAAAGUUCAAGACUCUGUCUGAUAUCUGCUCCCCCUAA